Messenger RNA from Lolium perenne, 1491 nucleotides. NCBI's taxonomy places the organism in Eukaryota, Viridiplantae, Streptophyta, Magnoliopsida, Poales, Poaceae. The record is from RefSeq and is a predicted model, not a curated record.
UUCACAUCUUCUCCCACGGGAACACCGCCGCAUGCUCUCUUACACCGCCCGUAGCCACACCUCUCUUCCUGCUCUCCCAGACUCCCACGCAUCCCCUCAGCGGCCAGAUGCUGCUCUCUGCCUCUCUCACGACCUUGCAUGGCCACACUCCGCCUCCUCCUCUGCCACGACCGGACCGCAUGGGUUCCAGCUGCCGGCCGCCACAUCUUCCAGCGCCGAGCUAGCCCGCCAUCUAGCGCCGGGCCGCUCGAAAUAUUCAAUCGAGCGCCUGUUCCACCAACUCCCCCGUCAACUGCACGCCCAAACCGGCGCUGAAUCCAGGCCCGCCGCCUGCUAUCCCAUGACCGGACCGCACGGGUUCGGGCCGCCGGCUACGCCGACUCGACAUCUUCAGACCAUAUCCCCACCUCCACCAGGCCGGUGUCAGCGCUCGACGGAGAAGCUAAUGAAGUGGUGGAGGAUUUCAAGGUCCGAGGAUUGGUCGACCGAGAUAAAGAUCACAACGAUGACCCAAACUAAUGAUUUGCACCGUGGAGGAGAAGACGAAAUGGGUCUUCGAGAAGCCCAAAGGCAGCCGCUUCCGGAGAAUCAGCUGGCUUCUACCAGAUGUUUAGCAUACCGAGACGACGGCAUUGGCAGCAGACGCAAGAGGCCGGAGCGUUGUCGACGAUGUGCGAGGCGAGGAAGCCUACAGAGGAUGACGAAGGCAGCGGUGAGGCAGGUUGAUGAAAAUGCUGCUGUCUCCGGUGUUAUGCAGCUGCCUCCGGCAAGUCAGUUGGCUUGGCGGCGAUGCAGGCACCGUGGAGGAGAAGGCCAAAAGGGUCUUCGAGAGGCUCAAAGGUAUCGAUUGUGUUGUUCCAUAAUUACCGUUUCAUGGCUGAUUUGUGUCUCAUAAAAUUUUAGUUAGUCUGAAGCUGUCUCCGGUGUUAGGCAGCCGCUUCCGGCGAAUCAGCUGGCUUCUACCAGCUAGACAAAUCUCAAAUCAAUCCCGGCAAAAAAAAUGUCAAAUCUACAUAUCAAUGGUAAUCUCUUUAUUAGCAUUCUGUUAAUCGAAAUGGGUGCCAAGAAUUAUUUUCGACAAUCAAAUAAUUGGAUAGAAUCAGUGUUUUGAAAACUGGAUAGAAUGAGUGUUCUUGUAGAUAGCUUUCUAAUGCAACUGGACUUGCCUUGUUCAGAUUAAUUGUUGUGGAGAUAUCACCAAAACAAUGCCGAUGUAUUGAGAUGUCGCUGUUUCCGGUGUUAUGCAGCCGCGCCUCCGGCAAGGCAGCUGGCUUGGCGGCGAGGCAAGUUGAGGAAGAAGUCGACGUCUCCGGUGUUAGGCAGCCGCUUCCGCCGAGUCAGAUGGCUUCUACCUGCUAGACACUGUACUGGAUUUGACGCCGGUUUUUUUGUUAGGGGUGUGCUCGGUGGGCUGUUCGUUUAGUUGUUGAGAUCAUGGAGUGUGUUUUGUUAGGGGUGUGCGUGCUGAUUGUUAGGGAGGAAGAAAUUAGU